Messenger RNA from Poecilia reticulata (guppy), 2286 nucleotides. It is a transcript of the gene sdhdb, whose product is annotated as succinate dehydrogenase complex, subunit D, integral membrane protein b. The record is from RefSeq and is a predicted model, not a curated record. Gene Ontology annotation, biological process: tricarboxylic acid cycle; mitochondrial electron transport, succinate to ubiquinone. Lineage: Eukaryota; Metazoa; Chordata; Actinopteri; Cyprinodontiformes; Poeciliidae. Gene Ontology annotation, molecular function: heme binding; ubiquinone binding. Gene Ontology annotation, cellular component: mitochondrial envelope; membrane; respiratory chain complex II (succinate dehydrogenase).
CUUUGUACUUAACUCCGAAACUAAAUCCGGGUAACGGUGGUGACCUUGSUGAGUUAGUCAUCAUGGCGGCCAUCGUUAGAUUGAGUUCUGUGUGUCGUAGGGGUGUAAAACCUCUGUUCUACCAAAGCGCCCUGCUGGCUAGGCCAGUUGUCGUCUUUCACAAAGAGCAGCAGCUCCACCCGCUGACUGCAAGGAUCCAUUCGUCACCACCGCUCUACGCGGGGUCUGACUCCAAUGCUGCGUCUCUUCACUGGACAGCAGAGCGAGUGCUGAGCAUCGCCCUGCUUGCCUUGGGUCCUGGUGCGUACUUCUGCCCCGGGUCAGUCAUCGAUUACUCCCUGGCUGCUGCACUCACCCUGCAUGGACACUGGGGUCUGGGUCAGGUGUUAACGGACUAUGUCCAUGGGGACACAAAGGUCAAGCUCGCCAGUGCAGGCCUCUUCAUCCUGUCCACGGUCACCUUCGCCGGACUCUGCUACUUCAACUACAAUGAUGUGGGCAUCUGCAAUGCCAUCGCUCUGCUCUGGAGCAAAUGAAAGGGAUUUUGGACUGGCGAGCUCAGGGGGAACCAGCGCUUUUUGAGAAAUCUUGCCCCAGAUAAUUGUAAAAAGGAAAAUAAUAAUAAGUCAAUAUGUUCUUCAUAAGUUCUUCUAUCAUUUUGCAUUUACUGAGGAUGUAAUGUGUUUGUCUAAUGGAUGCCGAGCUGUUCCAGUUUGUUUUUUUCCAUUCAGUUGAGCUGCAAGCAUUUACUUUAGAGAUUCAAGCAUUUUUAUCCAGACAGCCAUGGUUUGGUUAUAAUCAAGUCUUACAGAAUACAGAAGUUUAACAUCUUCCGUCAUGUUUUUAUACACAUAUAUAUAAAAUCAGCCACACACUUUGACACAGCAGGCCAUGUUGCAGCUCUAACCCAGCUGUGGAGGUUUUUCACAAGCCACAAUAAAGUUAUUUUAUGAUUCAUUCAGAACAGUCUGGUUCCCUUUACAGCAUUUCUAGAAAUUGAAGAUUGCACCCUGAAUUUAGGAUGCUAUUUUUUUGAAGCUAUGCAACAAUGCGUAGCUGGAUAUGAAGUUGCAAACUUAACUUCUGCUGAUUAUACUGUAGUUCUGUACAAUACAUAAAACAAUCAGAAAGCUUGGAUAAUUGGAUAAUGUUUUUGUUUCUGUUGGUGUUUUCACUUCCUGCAUGCAGCUUAAAUUCUACAGUUUCAGGGGMUAGUCAAGAAAACGGAGCUCUGCCUUCUGUGUCUACACAAUACUUAUGCAAUAAAACAGCUGGUACACAUCUGGUUUGGGGCUGGGGGUUUUUAUUGAAAAAAAUAGUUUAAAAACACCUAUCUAUAAUAAAUAGUAAAAUGCAUUUACAUUAAGUGGUUAAAAGAAAAGAAGUUAGGAUAAAUCUGAGGACGAAUAUUUCUGUAUAAAACUGGGAAUGACUUCUGGAAAAGACCUUCACUUAAACUAAAUAUGACUGAUGGCAAGUCAAAAUUGUGCAUUAAUUUCAAUGUAUGUUACUGAUGACACAGAAAUGAUCAACAAAACAAAAUGUCUACUUGAAUAAACAGCUGCCAUAAAUGAGGUAUAGUGGAGUGAGUCAGAAUCUGGAUGUUGCUGUCAUGGAAACAAAAAGUACUCUCCAAGAUCCUCCUCUCUCUCUGUGAGUCGGACUCCAAUUUGACUUCUGAUUUUUCCAUAAUUACCAAACAAAAGAAAAGUCGAGGGAGGAAGCAUCAAACAGAUCUACCUGUGGGCCACUUUAUUUGGCAUACUGUUUAUCUGAUUUGCUGUUUGUGAUAGACUGAGCUUCAACAGCAAUACAAGAGGUGUAAGUAACCAAAUGUGGAUGGUUUUAGUCAUAGCUGAUGGACUGGAAAGAGUAUUUCAGAACCUGCUGACAUUAUCACACACACAAGCACCUCUCAGGUUUACAAAGCAAUGCGUAGCUGGAUAUGAAGGACGGGAAAAAGAAAAGCUGAUGUCAGAGAAUAAGGCUUGUUGACAAGAAGGAGUUCAAAUAACUCCUCAUCCCAGUCGUACAGACUUUAAUUGAGCCAAAACGAGAAAUAGUUUGCAUUUCUCGUUUGGACUGUGGGUACUCUCCCAGUCCAAAAAAACAUGAAUGUCAGGUUAAUUGAUCUCUUUAAAUUAUCCUUAGGUGUGUGCRCACACACAUACACACACCUAAAGAGUCUCUGUGUUUGGGCGGACAGACGGAUUCUGUGACAUGUUUUAAAAAUGUGCUAUCCUAUUGUAACCUGUCAGAGCCACCAAUAAAGCCUGGCGAGCUGCA